Messenger RNA from Rhododendron vialii, 2704 nucleotides. RefSeq names its product protein WVD2-like 7. The record is from RefSeq and is a predicted model, not a curated record. The transcript is spliced from 11 exons. Lineage: Eukaryota; Viridiplantae; Streptophyta; Magnoliopsida; Ericales; Ericaceae. Bases 400 to 2238 code for a protein of 612 amino acids.
UCUCAAUUAAGGAAACCCAGUUUUUUUUUUCCCUCCUCAUUUGCUUGAUUUGUUUAUGCUUUUAGUACACCAUGUUUCAUUGGAUUCCCACAAUUCAGCCAACCAAUCUCUUUAUUCGAUUCUAUCUCUCACUAAAUCAUUAAACAUUGCACACAUUUUCUUAUGGAAGCUACAAAAAGUUCAACAUUUCUUGUCCUUUUACCAACAGUAUCAGACCAGCAGUAAAAAGAUGAGGCACCUUUUGGAGUUGUGAAGAAAUCUUUCUCCAUUCCCUUUUGAUAAUGUUUGCUUUUGUCACGAUUGAGGGAUUGCCCAUAUGCUUGUAACAGGACAUGGUGUUGAACCUCUGGGUGUUUUGUGGUAGAUCUGUGAUAAUUCAAGGAGAAUUUUAGAGAACCAAUGGGUGAAUCAAUUGUUGAAGCUCCAAAGAUGAGAGAUUCAUCACUUGCCUCUAGUACUACAUUGGAAGUAUCAGUUUCGUUUGGUAGGUUUGAGAAUGAUUCACUUUCGUGGGAGAAAUGGUCAACUUUUUCCCCAAAUAAGUACUUAGAAGAAGUUGAGAAGUGCUCGACUCCCGGAUCGGUAGCUCAGAAGAAGGCUUACUUUGAAGCCCAUUACAAGAAAAUUGCUGCCCGAAAGGCGGCUGAACAACUGGAGCAGGAGAGGCAAAUGGAAACAAACGCUGGCCAAAAUGGUGAAGAAAAUGUUGGAAACACUUCUUUGACUGAUACCAAACUUGGUACAGCCAGUAAUGGUCAAGUCUCUGCCGAAGCUGAACUAGUUGAUCAGAUUGGAGUCUCGAGUAGAAGCCGAUCUGAUGAGUCCAAUGAGAAUGCAUCAAUAUCCAUAGAGCGUCAAAGCCUGCCAGUUGAUGGAAUUAAGGAAGAUGAGAUGGAUAGCAUAAUGGAAAAGCUUGAACUGAAUAAAUCAGAAGAAGCUGUUUUGGUUCAAGAGGAAACUCUAUCCAUCAUGGAAAAGCUUGAACUGAAUAAAUCAGAAGAAGCUGUUUUGGUUCAAGAGGAAACUCUAUCCAUCAUGGAAAAGCUUGAACUGAAUAGAUCAGAAGAAGCCGUUUUGGUUCAAGAGGAAACUCGUCUAAAUGGAUUUGAGGGGAAAGGGGAAUUGCCACCUGUUUUGAUUCAAGAGAAUCCCUGUGUAAGUGAAUUUCAAGACAAGGUGGAGGUUGAAUCGCCAGUCCAACCACCAAGUAGCUUUGAGAAGGGGAGGGGAAACACUAUGGAAAACAAAAAUGAGAAAAUCAGAUUGGAUUCGGCAAACAAAAUUCAAAGGGUUAAGAUUACUCCCUCGAAAAAGGAGAACGAUAAACUGGAUGCAUCAAACAAAUAUCAAAAGAUGAUUCUGUCCAAAAAGGAGAAGAGUUUUCCAGGAACAAAGAAGAAACAAGCAUCACCUUUGCCCAAAAAAUCUCCAGAAAUAUCCACCCCCAAAACAUCAAAACCAACACCAACCUCUACUGGGCUUAAUGCCUCUUGGUCAUCUUCAAAGAAUGCAUACAGUUCAUCAUCACCAAGGAGCAAAUUUCUUAAUGCAGGAGAAAGCAAGAAAGUCGCUCCAUCGAUGCACAUGUCCCUUAACCUUGGUACUGCAAAUUCUGAUUCAACUUCAAUUACCACACCCAGGAAGUCGCUGUUUAUGGAGAAAAUGGGGGAUAAAGACAUUGUUAAGCGAGCAUUUAAGACAUUUCAAAACAGUUUCACCCAAGUAAGAGCUUCUGGUGAUGAUAAAUCUUCUAGAAGAAAGGAGGUAUCGACUACAAUGCCAGAACAUAAGCUGUCCACUUCUUUGACUCCUCAGAAGGAAAAAGAGGGAUUAAGGAAGACUGCAGAGAAUAUGGAUGCUCAUAGAGCUCAACUGGGAAGAAGCUGGAACACUAUCUCAGCCGGGUCACUAAAAGGAGCUGGUAUGGAUCACAGGAGUGCAAAGCCUGCCCCAUCUUUCAGCAUGAGAAGUAGUGAGAGAUCUGAAAAAAGAAAAGAGAAACUGGAGGGAAAAUCAUAUUCCAAAGAGGCAGAAAAAACACGCCCUAGUUCAAAGUCAAAGUUGACUCACGAGGAAAAGGAGGCUGAGAUGAAGAAGCUAAGACAGAGCCUCAAUUUCAAAGCCACUCCUAUGCCAAGUUUCUAUCGAGGGCACACGAUAUCGAAAAACUCUUUAGAUAAGGAGCGUGCCAAGGAUAAGCACCAGCUGCACCACCAUCGACCAGAAACACAGAGGUAAAAGAAUUUGGUGCGAUUACGCAGAGAUCGAAUGAAUUCAUGAAUUUUUUUGGCUGAAGAUAAGAAAUGCGGGAAGCAGAAUAAGCUCUGAAGAAGAAAUACACUAGUGGAUAAGGCAAUACACUAGCAAAGAAGAGAUUGUUUUAGUAAGGAGGAGCAUAUCGCCAUCGUACUAAUGCUUGGCCUAAGGUACCCUUGUUGAGUAACAUGGAGAAAUUCUCGUCUGGUUGUUUUUCCCUCUCAAAGAUGUGAAGAUGAUAUAGAAGAGGUGGAGGCUCAUGGCUUUCGUUUACAUUGACUAGCUCUUCUCCCUCUUGAUCUUCCCCCCUAAUUCCUAUUAUUUGUAUUGUAGAGGUAGUGUGAAAAUCAAUAUGUAUAUGCAUUUAGUUGUUUUAACUAUAUGUAGAAGAAGAUGAAGUUCUGUAAUCUACAUUUUGUAUAAUGCAAUAUGCAUAUUCCUCGUUCUA